Messenger RNA from Coniophora puteana RWD-64-598 SS2, 3768 nucleotides. RefSeq lists its product as uncharacterized. The record is from RefSeq and is a predicted model, not a curated record. The transcript is spliced from 10 exons. Bases 1 to 3768 code for a protein of 1255 amino acids. NCBI's taxonomy places the organism in Eukaryota, Fungi, Basidiomycota, Agaricomycetes, Boletales, Coniophoraceae.
AUGGACUCUGCAAAUACUCCUCCGGACUCACUGGGUUCUGUGAAGCACGCGACUAAGCGAAAGACAAGGGAGGAGGAUUCGGACGGUAUCGAUGAAGGAAAGAAAAAAGAGAAAUUGGCCCGCUUCAACCACGGGGCUGGAACCUUUACCUUCGACAUCGAUAAGAAGCCUGUAGACAGUGACAACAAGCCUGAAGACAGUGACCUGGACGCAGACGGCGAGACUGACGACGACGAAGCCUCCUUGCCAGACGUCAUAGUGCCGGAAGCAGACGAUCAGGGCGCGACUGGCUCUCAAUUGGCUCCGAGUCUGCGCGCUAAGAACCCUCUUCCGCGUGCGAGAGUCGUCAACAAGGGCGGGCAACAACAAGCAGGAGGACGUGUCGUCGACUUAGCUUUAGCUACGGUCAGUUUUGGUAGUCAUGAGCCUGCUGUUAAUAACCACGUCAAUUCGCAAGUUGAAUUGACGAGCCCCGUACGAAUAGAGCGUCCGUUGACCAGCGCGGCCGAAGUUUCGAAGGAUAUCAUACCUACGGCUCCCUUGCACGUAUCGAAAACUACGGGGGAAAUUCAGACGGCCAAUAUGGGAGAUCGUUUGGUGGGCGGCGACAUUGUAUCCGACGUUGGGCUGAUCACCGUGUCUGAUAAUGCUCCCGAUGCCGAGGUCUCUCUUCACGGUGACUCCAGACAACCGUUACUUGAAGAUCCUCACAAGACUACCACGCAAGUGGUAAAUUCCACAGACAUCGUGGAGGUGGCAGCCACUCAGGGCACAGGUAACGGCGACUGUCAGUUCGGCAUUUCCGAAGAUGAUGCGGAGGAAGCACUGGAUGCAUCGGGACCACGUCCUCCCAAAGGUUGCCAGCGACCAUCCAGCGUGCCCGCGUCGGCGGUGGCCACCCCAGCUGCAAACCUAGUCUCUACUGCUCUAUCGACGGAAUCAUCGUCGCAGCACCAGCCUGUCGCCCACAGUACUCUACCCGAAGCCCUGGCCGGCCAGGCGCCGCCUCAUCAGACACUAGUUUAUGCCGCCCUUCCAAUUCCUACGCAAUCAACCAGUCAGCAGUCUCAAACUUCCCGCCCCGGAUACCCUGAUGCUUCGGAGCGCAGUAUUCCUCAGCAACAGGGCAAUCCCUCUCAGCCAUUUUUCUCUCGUUCGUCUCCGCAGCAAUAUGAAUUUAGUUUCAAGGCCCAGCAGCAAGCCCCUCAAUUUCCUGCGUCCAUGCAUUCAACUUCCGCGCGGCAUGCCGCAUAUGCUCCCCAUUCUCCAGAAUGUCUUUCCGAAGCCUUACACUCCAACGCGCUCCCUCAUCAACAGUUUCUUAAUUUUCCCGAACCUUCGGCUUCGGCUCAACAUCCUCCCUUAUCUUCCUCUGGGCAAGCCACAUACCCUACUGCGAAUUUCGUUCCUUUGUAUAACCCUCAGGAUAAUGCUCAUUCACGGAAUGCACGUCAGCAACAUGUUUUCACAGCGUCCAAUCCAUUGCCUACUCACAAUCCGAAUAUCACCCGUCCUGUCCAGGGUCAUCCGCCUCAGCAGCAGGGACAGUCAUUCUCGCGAACUGUUGAUCCAUCGGCCACCGGCGAUGUUGUGCAUCCCCAUCAAUAUUCUCAUCCACACUCAUCGAACAACAGACGUCAUCCGCCUCAAAUGCAUGGCCCAUACGACUCAUCACAUAUCAAUAAUCACGUCAACCACACCGGUGCUGGUUGUGACUCGAAAUCCCUAUACCGUCAACCUCCCGGUGGCCACACCGAACACGUGGCUUGGAAUGCCUACUCUCAAGGUCCUCCUCCAGUAGUAAUGAACGCGCACCCUCAGUCUCCCGGCGACAACGCCGGCCGCGGUGCAAUGGCCAUGGCCGCGCGCGCACAGCCUGUUAACGACCACGCCAGUCGCCGUGCCAUAGCCAUGACCGCGCACACGCAGCCUCUCGGAGACCACGCCGGUCGCCGUGCCAUGGCCAUGACCGCGCACGCGCAACCUCUCAACAACCACGCUGGCCGCGAUGCCGUGGCCAUGGCCGCUCACGCGCAGCCUCUCAACGACCACGCCGGUCGCCGUGCCAUGGCCAUGAACGUAUACGUCGAGCCUCCCAGCGACCAUGUCGGCCGUGACGCUAUGGUCGUGGAUCCAUACUCUCAGGGUUAUACAGGCUAUCCCGGGCAAGGCGCCGUGAACACGAAUGCAUACCUUCGGGCUCCCACAGGCUCCAUGGGUCGAAGCGCUGGGUCCCCAAACACGCCUACCCAACCUCCCAGUGGACAUAACAACCGCGGUGUUAGGUCUAUCAACCCCUACCUUCAACCUCCCGUGGCCGCUGGUCGUCUUGAUCAAGGAGCCAUGGUCAUCGACACUCCGACUCGGCAGCAGAUUCCAACGCCACAAUCUCAUGCUAACCCAAGCUUCCGAGCCUUGUCCCCGCCAACGCGCCCUGUUUCACCUCCCGCUCUUUUGCCUCUGACAAAGCGCAAUCGCCUUCAUACCCAACAGGCAGGAAACCGCCCGGAUCCCUCGCAUCAGACAGGUUCCGCAUGCGCAGUCCCCGGACGUGGUGGUGAUGCUACUGUAGCAGAUGUGCAUCAGGCGGCCGAAGAUCUGGCACCUCGCCUGAGUUUUAUGGUCAUCGGGGCUGUCAAUACCCUCAACGCUCGCGUAGAUGCUUUAGAGGCCCGGGUCGUGGAGCGGCUUAACGACGUGGGCAAGGCGACAGACGAGCUUCGCAAGCAGAAUGCGAAGUCAACUCCCCAGGCUCGAUCUCCGGACGCCGAGCAUACCUCGCCCGUCAAGAAGCCUUAUAUCAAAGCUACGGGCUACGAUAUUACUCAAAAUAACUCUGAAAACCCUGACCACCCCGCCGUGUUCAAGACAAAGGCUAGCUGGCCGCACUUGAGGACUGCAGUCCGCGAGCUUUUCAAGAAACUCUUGGGAAUCCGCAGUUACAAGCCUGAAUACUUCCGUCGAUUGCCGCCGCCGCUCACUCCUACGGAGAUCGAAGAGUAUGAAAAGAACGACGUUAUGAUCCCUUGUACGGUCGACGAUUUUCGCAUCGAUCUGUCGAAGCCCUGGGCGUCUUUCUUUUUGAAUGAAACUGCUCGUCAAGUGUUCCUCGACUACUUCAUGAAGUGCUGGGAGGACAAACUCAUUCAAAGCGUGAACAUCGCCCCGGGCUAUGUGACUGUUGCAAAGGUUGCAUGGGCGCUCGACAAGCAUCUAGAUCAUGUCAAGGAGAAGUACUCGGAGUUUCGGAGGGACGUUCCGCUGGGGGUUCUGAUGGAGGACUCCAAAAAGAAAGCACAGGGCACCCGUAAGGAUCAUCUACUGCGUCGCCGCCUGGAGGUCUGCAGAUCGCGCCCAAGACUUUUCGCGCGCCACGAAGAGAAGGUCUUCAAGUACAUGAUGCAGCGAAGCAUCGUGAGCGGGGACGAGACCGAUCCCGAUGUCCCCUGCCCCCCUACCGAAAGGCAUCCAAACCCUGCUAGGGUCUUCAGGAUCAUCAGACCAGAGUGGCGCAGCGAUGACCUCUCAGCGUUCAUGCACAUGUUGGACGACCUCUAUAUUGACGACUACAAGAAUCCUAUCGGCCGACGCAGAGUGCCAGGCAAUCCGCCCCGCACCCGCGUCAAGAGUUCACGAUCGGAGGUUGGCGUCGUCCCCAAAGGUCUGUACCGCAAUUUUUACAACCCCAAUUUCCUUACUUCUCUCAACCGCGCUCAGCGGGAGAAGCUGAACAUUAUCGAUGAGGAUUUCGAUUUGUCUACGCCCUAG